AUGCCUCCCCUUCCAGGAUUCUCAGACAACCCCCUCCGCACCCGCUCUGACGUGAUCCGCGCGACCCUUGCCUUCUUGAAGCCCCUUCUGCCGUACUUCUCCCCAGGCAAGGCCCGGAUCCGAAUCCCGUCUGCCACGGGAGCGCAUUUCGACGACACUGCCGCCCAGCUCGAGGGCUUUGCCCGGCCGCUCUGGGCCGUCGGCGCGCUACUCCUCGGGCUCGAAUCCACCACUGCACACAAUCCGGCCCUGGCAAGUGAGAUAGUGCAAACGAUACAGCCAUGGAUCCUCGGCUUUGUCGCAGGGGCUGAUCCCACCACGUACCCGACCGAGUACUGGGGCACCAUCGAAGGGAUAGACCAGCGGAUGGUCGAGGCGGAGAUCCUCUCCUUCGCGCUCCUCGCAGCGCCACAACAAAUUUACGACCCGCUGUCGGAGAAGCAGAAGGAGAAUGUGCGCAACUGGCUGAGGCAGCUGCACGACCAGCCCAUGCCGCUCAACAACUGGCGCUGGUUCCGCGUGUUUGCCAACCUCGCCCUAUUCAAGGUCUGCGGGGACCCGCUGGAGGGUCCGGUAAAGGAGCACAUCGAGGCUGACUUGCAAAUCCUUGAUGGGUUUUAUCGCGAGGACGGGUGGUCUGGCGACGGCCCUUGGUCGACUGCUGCGGAACAAGAGGCGGAGUCGGAGGCGAUGAGCGGAGGUCCUGCGACUGACGGCCAGCCAUCAGUCAAGAAGAGGAGGGAUCUGUUCAUGGGUGGGAGGAGGCACGCCGAUUACUACUCGGGCAGCUUUGCGAUCCAGUUCAGCCAGCUCCUCUUUACGCGCUUCGCCGGAGACGUGUGGCCUGAGCGUGCCGAGAUGUAUCGCGCGCAGGCGAGAGACUUUGGAAGAGGAUUUUGGCGGUAUUUUGAUGCCGAUGGUGCGGCCAUCCCAUUCGGCAGGUCUCUCACAUACCGCUUCGCCUGCGGGGGUUUCUAUGCCGCUCUGGCGCUCGCCAAAGUUGCAGAUAUGCCCGGCUCGGCCAUAAGCCCUGGUGAGAGCAAGGGCUUCCUGCUCCGACAUCUCCGGUGGUGGGCGCGCAACUCGGAGAAUAUCUUUCAUGUCGACGGCACUUUCAAUAUUGGGUGGCUAUAUCCUAACUACUACAUGGCGGAGGACUACAACUCCCCGCAGUCUCCAUACUGGGCACUCAAGUCGCUCAUCGCCAUCGGACUCCCUGAAGACGACCCGUUCUGGACCACCGAAGAGCUACCAUACCCACAACUCAGCUCACGAUGCGCACCUGCACGGCCAGACCCGGGUAACCACAGCAGCGGCGUCAGUGGGAUCGCGUAUCUCCCGGGCCCGCAGCAGAUCCUAUGCAACCAUCCGUCCUCGAACCAUCAUUUUAUGCUUACCCCGGGCCAGUUCGUCCCGUGGCCAAUGAAGGCAACCCAGGCGAAAUACUGCAAGUUCGCGUACUCUUCGGCAUUCACAUUCUCUGUCCCCACAGGCCCGCUUAUACAACAGAUCGCGCCGGAUAACUGUCUCGGGCUGAGCCGCGACUGUGGGGAGAGCUGGGCCGUCAAGUGGAAGUGUGAAGAGGUGUGCGCUUCCACGAUACGGCUUCCCACUGAGCCCUUGGGCGCCGGUGGCCCCGACCCAGAGGACGUCCCCAUCGCGACGGUAAAGUGGUACCCCUGGCCGGCUGACCGGUGCGUGUCCGUCACCACGACCCUCGUCCCGCCGACGGACCGCUGGCCAGACUGGCAUGUACGGGUGCACAGGAUCGUCGUGCAUGAGGACCUGGAGACACUCCAUACCGUCGAGGGCGGGUUCGCGAUCAACGACCGCCGCAAGGCUGAUGGCCGGCCACUGUCUGCGUUUGAAGGCGAUGAGGCCUUGUCAAAAGCGCUUGGACAUGAUUUGAAGCCCGAGUUUGGCGCCCUGGAGGGUGUAUUCACAGACAAAGAGCGAAAAUCGGUGUUAGUGGCCUCGUCGGCGGGUAUGAGCGGUCUUGUCUCGCAUUCGGCAGUCGUCACAAGUGCCGCGUCGUCAUUUUCGUCGGCGUUGGCGCAGCUUGAUACCGAGGUCUACGCUCUGAAGCCUGAUUCCAAUACCAACCUCGCCUGCCAGAGGACCUUGAUUCCGGCAGUGGACCACAGCGCUGGUGUACGGCUUCCGAAGGGGACGGAGUUGCUGUUCGUACAGUCUUUCUUCGCGGUUUCUGCUGGAGUAUACGGCAGAAUGGAGAGUGUAGGCGGUGAUCAGGGGACACUUGCACCAGAUAGAAAAGCAGUUGGGGCCAGGUGGAUGGAUGCCCCUGACCCGGAUGCGAUUCUCGGAGCGCUUGCGCGGUCCUAAGAGGCAUAGCCUACAAAACGCAUGAGUAUCGGCUGAUUCGCAUCAAAACAGAUCAAUUAGAAAGCGAGCACCUUCAGCUAUCAAGAUCCAGAUGAUCAGGAUUGAAAAUCUUUAAAAUUUAGGAAAGUGGCCAACGAUAGAU
Molecule: messenger RNA, 2485 nt
Organism: Microdochium trichocladiopsis
Lineage: Eukaryota; Fungi; Ascomycota; Sordariomycetes; Xylariales; Microdochiaceae
Exons: 3
Coding region: 1-2343 (780 amino acids)
Source: RefSeq, a predicted model, not a curated record